UGCAAGAACUUCAUGCUUCUUCCUGAAGAAAUCGAACUUUCUUCACAGAAACUUCAUAUUUCCUCCUCAAGAAGUCCAUCUUUCACCGCAAGAACUUCAGGUAUUCUCCUCAAGAAAUCGAUCUCUCGACCCAAGAACUUCAUGUUUCCUCAUCAACCACUCGACUGUUCUUCGCAACAUUUUCGUGUUUUUUCCUGAACAACUCGAGCUCUCUUCGCAAAAACUUCAUGUUUCCUCCUCAAGAAAUCCAUCGCUCUUCGCAAGAACUUCAUGUUUUGCCCUGAAGAAAUACAUCUUUCUUCACAAGAACUUCAUCUUGUGAACCUCUACAAAAUCGAUCGCUCCUUGCAAGAACUUCGGGUUACAUCCUGAAGAAAUCGAUCGUUCUUCGCAGUCAGCUAGAAUUAGCAAUUUAAAUCCAGAAGCGUAUCAUGUCUAUUGUAAUGCAGAUUCAUUAGAUCUUGCAUUACAAGAUUUAACUCGUGAGUCACCACCAGUGGCAUCUGCCUUAGAUAUGACGAAUGAAAUUGGAAACUAUUCAUUAGAUCUUGCAUUACAAGAUUUAACUCGUGAGUCACCACCUGUGGCAUCUGCCUUAGAUAUGACGAAUGAAAUUGUAAACUGUAUGAAAAAGUCCCCGAAACGAUUGCAUUUAUUGGACAAAUUAACGGGGUUAAAUAAUUAUUCAAACUUAAAGCCAUUAAGGUCAUUAGCUGAAAUUAGUACUGAAGGUGGUCCACCGUCUGCUAAGGCGAAUGGAUAUUUAGAGCAAAUGCAGAAAUUUUCUACGUAUUUUGGAUUUAAAUUAGUUGGGUUGGGUGACUUAAUUAUUAUGUUAACGCUGCAUCCAACUGAUGAUAGAACACCCCUUUGGCAAAGGUCGUCUGGCGUAACGUCAAUGGUUAUAUUUGAUGAAUUCAAUGCUGUUGUAGCAGCACAACCGCGUAUACAUGUUGGUGGUCGCUCAUUUGCAGCAUGA
Molecule: messenger RNA, 979 nt
Organism: Didymodactylos carnosus
Lineage: Eukaryota; Metazoa; Rotifera; Eurotatoria; Philodinida; Philodinidae
Source: the annotation of a GenBank genome assembly